AUGAUGAUCCAACAUUAUCAGACCUCCUCCUCGACACCAACGUUGGUGAUGAGAAACAACAUUGAUGAGCCUCACCAAACAACAACAACAACAACAACACUUCCUUUUAGUUCUUCAACUCGUAGGAGUGGUAGUGAUGGAUGUAGUAGUAGUAAUGAUGAUGAUGCUAAUGGAGUAAAGACUCUCCAUCAUCAUCGACAAUCGAUUCUCUCAACCUAUUCCAUUCCUCUCCAUGAAUUUACAUCACUUCCAGAUGUAUCUAAAGGAGAUGAAGAAGUUCAUGAAAUGGAGUGCUGCAUUGGAUUGAAAUUCUCAUGGCUAUGGUUUGUGCUUUUUUGGUUGGGUGUGGUGUUGAGUUUAGGAACAUUGUUGUUAUUGUGUUUUUGGUUUGAUUGGUUGAAAGAUCGAAUUCAAUAUAAUCGAAUUUACAAGAAGAAGAAGGAGAAUGGUAGUAGUAGUUCAACAACAAGUGGUGAUGAUGUGAAUCUAAAUAACAACCCAAAUAACAACCCAAACAAUAACAUCUUUCACAAUACUUCCUUUAAGAAUGCAGAUGCUGUUCUCAUCAAGUCAAAAGAAACCAAACAAAUCACCAUUUGUAAAAUUGAACAAGUGCAAGUGGAUGAUGAGAAUCAUCAAGUAUCGAUUCGUCUAUUCAAAUAUAGAAAUUUAAAUUACAUUUACAAUGAUGAGACUGAUCAAUUUCAAAGAGUUCAUCACAACACUCUAGUACCAUUUUCAUCUUUACAUGAUCGAAUGAAUUCUAAUCAUAAGAAGGAUAUUAAUAAUACCCAUAAUAAUAAUAAUACUAAGGAUAUCUAUAAUAAUAAUAACAAUACUAAGGAUACCUAUAAUAAUAAUAGUAAUACUAAUGAUUCUUUCCUCACACAUGACACGAGUAGACAUUUAAAGAAAUCUCUUUUUGGAGUGAAUACUAUUGAAACACCUGUUCGAAAUGUCAUUUCUCUUCUUCUUGAUGAAGUAUUACAUCCAUUCUAUUUAUUUCAAGUAGCAAGUGUUUGUGUUUGGUUGAGUGAAAAUUAUUAUGUGUAUGCAGUGGCUAUUGCAGUCAUUUCUUCGAUAAGUUCACUAUUGAGUAUGUGGGAAACAAGAAGUAACAUGAUCAAGUUGAAAGAAAUGACAAGUUUUCAUUGUGGUGUGAAUCGAUUGUUGAAUCUUGUUCAUGGUGAUAGAGAUGUGAAUACUAGGAAUGGGACUACGAAUAGGACUACUACCAAUUACACGAAUAUUACCACUACUACUACUCACACAAUGAACACAAACACCACCACCACUACCACCACUCAUAUCAUGAUGAAACAUCGUAUUGAUUCCACACAGUUAUUACCAGGUGAUUUAAUUGAAAUUGAAAAUGAAAUGAUUUUACCAUGUGAUUGUGUUUUACUUUUUGGAAGUGUCAUUAUGAAUGAGAGUAUGCUCACUGGUGAAUCCACACCUACAAAGAAAGUACCCAUUCCAAAAUCACAUUCAAAAACAGAUCUCUACAAUUCCAAACGUGAUAAAAGUCAUACUCUAUUUUCUGGUACUCAAGUCAUCAUGACCAAACCAAACACAUUGAAUGUGAUGGAUGAAAAUUCGACAUGUCAAAAAGAAAUGGUCAUUGCAAUGGUCACUCAAACUGGAUUUCAAACUGCAAAAGGAAAAUUAGUUUUAUCGAUUUUACAUCCAAAACCAAAUCAAUUUUCAUUUUACAGUGAUUCGAUGAAAUUUUUAUUAUUCAUGUUUUUAUUUGGAUUGGCUGGAAUUAGUUAUAGUUUAUACAAUCAGGCCAUUAAAAAUGCUCCUAUUCGAGAAAUGAUUACAGGUUGUUUUGAUCUCAUUACGACCAUUGUACCACCUGCAUUACCUAUUGCCAUGACCACUACAGUAUCAUUGGCAAUUUCAAGAUUAAAGAAAAAGGGAAUAUUUUGUAUUAGUCCUCCAAGAAUUAAUGUGAGUGGAAGAGUGAAUUUGGCAUGUUUUGAUAAGACAAAUACAUUGACGAGAGAUGGAUUAGAUUUACAUGGAGUAGUAAUAACUACCACUACUACUACUACUACUACUACUACUGAUACUACUCAUGCUACUAUUGCUGAUACUACCAUUCCUACUACUACCAAUAAGGAUCAAUCAUCUCCUUACCUCUCAACAAGCACACAAUUUUCAUCUCUCAUCAAAGAUAAGGAUUUAAAUAAUCAUCUCUCAGAGUCUAAUUCUUCUUUAUUGCAUUGUAUGGCCACUUGUCAUAACUUGUCGUAUGUGUUUGGAAAGUUAGUGGGUGAUCCAUUAGAUGUGAAAUUAUUUGAAGCCACACGAUGGAAAUUAUUGGAACCAACACUUUCUACCUUCACUCCUACUUUUAAUAAUAACAACAAUCAUACUACCAUCUCAUCUCCCAGUGAUUUGGUUCACUAUUCCAUUCUCAAAGUAUUUGAUUUCAAAUCAAGUCUUCAAAGAAUGUCUGUCAUUGCACAAAACACACACACUGGAGAUUUACACUUCUUUGUGAAAGGUUCAGCAGAAAUGUUAAAAACACUUUCACAUCCAGAUACCAUUCCUAAUGACUUUUCUCAAGUAUUGUAUAAAUACUCUCAUAAGGGAUAUCGAGUGUUGGGAUGUGCCACUCGAAGAGUGAGUUUUAGAGAUUUAUUAUUCCUAUUGAAUGUGAAUCAUAGUAAUACUACUAUUAAUACUACUAUUAAUACUACUAGGAGUGAUGAUGAUGAUGAUCCUGUUAGAAUUCCUAACAAUAGAAAAGGAAUUGAUCUCUUAAUUGCACAAUAUGCUGAUAAAUUAACAAGAGAAGAAGUAGAAUCUAAUCUUUCUUUUCUUGGAUUGAUUUGUAUGGAAAACAAAUUGAAACCAGAGACACCAUCUGUGAUUCGAACACUCACUUCUGAAUGUAAUGUAAGAUCAGUAGUCAUUACAGGUGAUAAUCCAUUCACUACGAUUUGUGUGGCUCGUAAAUGUGGAAUUUUACCAAAAGGAAAGACUAUUUAUUUGUCUGAAUUUAGAGAAAUGGAGAAUGAUGAACAUGCCAUCAAGCACCACCCUCCUAUCUCGAGUAGUAGGAAUAUGAAUACGACUACUACUACUAUCAACAGGAACACUCCUCUCAACAACAUGAACCAAUUACAACAACAACAAUACCAAUCCAUCAAUCAUGAUGAUACAACAACGAUGGAACCAUUCUUUUCAUCAUCUUCAUCAUCAAUGAAUAUUUUAGGAAAUCCAUUGAAACAUUAUCUUCCACUAUAUGAUCGAAUUGUUUGGAGAAAUGUCGAUGAUCAUCAUGCACCAGUAUUAACAAGUCGUGAAAUUAUGACAAGGAGUUUUAAAGAUGAAAAUUAUGAAUUAGCAGUCAUUGGUGAAGUAUUUGAUAGUAUUGUAUUGGCACAUAAGGAAUAUGUGGAUCAGUGGAAUAAGGCAAGUAGUGGUCAUAGAAGUGCUAGUGGUGGUCAUAGUGGUCAUGAGGCUAGUGAGGGUACUAUAAAUAGUAUGGAUGGAAGUAGUAUUAGUAAUACUAGUACUAGUACUAGUAGAAAUCAUCCUCUCUCACAAUGGACAAACAAUGAUUCAAAAAAGAUCACUUUACCAAUGUACAUUGAUACAGAGAAUCCAUCUCUACUUCAUAGAAUUUUAGCAUCCUGUCAAAUCUAUGCAAGAGUUUCACCAUCAGGUAAAAUGAAAGUCAUUGAAGAAAUGACAAAAAUGGAUUACAUGUGUAUCAUGUGUGGAGAUGGAUCGAAUGAUGUCGAAGCUCUCAAAUCUGCUCAUGUUGGUGUCUCAUUGAGUGAGGCUGAAGCAUCCAUUGCAGCUCCCUUCACGAGUGUUCAAAAUUCAAUUCGAUCGGUGGUUGAAGUGAUGAAAGAAGGAAGAGCAUCACUCUCUACUAGUUUUCAAGUAUUCAAAUUUAUGGCACUCUAUUCUUUAUUUGAAUUCUUUGCUGCAGUUCUCAUUUAUCGUCAAAAUGCAACCAUUGGUGAUUUUCAAUAUCUCUAUAUUGAUCUAUUUAUAAUUUUACCAAUUGUUUUAUUACAACCCAAUUCAAGAGCUUCGACAAGAUUGAAAAAAGAAAAACCACCUGAAUCUCUCUUCUCUCGAUUUAUUCUCGUGAGUUUAUUAGGUCAAAUAUUUUGGGGUUUUUCAUUCAUGUUGGGAGUAUUCUUUGAAAUUAUGUUUGAUGCUCCAUUUUACAAACCAGAUCCAAUUCGAAAAGAUCCAAAAGAUAAUAUUGUGAGUUAUGAAACAACAAUUACUUAUUUGGCAUGUUGUUUUUCUGUGAUUAAUGCAGCCAUUACACAAAGUAUUAGCAAACCAUUUAAGAGGAAUCUUUUAACGGAUAAUUUUAUUUAUGUUUUGCUAUUAGUGGUGUUGUAUUUAUUUACAAGUUAUAUCUUAUUUGAACCAUGUUCUUUUUUAAAGAAAGAAUUUCAAUUUAUUGGAUUUCCAAUGGAUUUCAAAUUGAGAAUAUUGGGCUAUGGAUUGGCACAUUUAUUAAUUACCUAUUUAUGGGAAAUGUUACUGAUAUGGAAAUAUCCAUUCAAGAAACUAUUGAAAUCUUUCACCGUCUAUAACAUGUUGAGAUUAGUCCAUGCGAUUGUAGUGUUUUGUUGUUGUCCAACUCUUGUCAGUAAUUGGUUCACUCGUAUUCUUGUUUCAAUGAUGAGACGAGAACAGAGAAAAUGGAAAGCCUACAAACAGUUGAGACAAAAUCUUGGCAUUCCAAAAGUGAGAGAACGAAUAUUCGAGUUGAACAACCACCAAACACCAUCUUCGAGUCAUGAAGAGAAACCAAGUUACACCAGUACUGGUGUCCUGUUCAAGAAAUCAGCACAAUUGUAUCGAUCAGACAAACAUUCUACCAAAGAAGAGCGUGUAUCGUUGUUGGCAUAA
This is a messenger RNA of Naegleria fowleri, 4896 nucleotides long. RefSeq lists its product as uncharacterized. Gene Ontology annotation, cellular component: membrane. Gene Ontology annotation, molecular function: ATP binding; ATP hydrolysis activity; P-type transmembrane transporter activity. The transcript is spliced from 6 exons. Lineage: Eukaryota; Heterolobosea; Eutetramitea; Acrasida; Naegleriidae. The record is from RefSeq and is a predicted model, not a curated record. Bases 1 to 4896 code for a protein of 1631 amino acids.